AUGUCGUUUCGACCUUGCUUACACCUUCGAAUGCAGAACCGAGUUCGCAGAAUGACGACAAACUCCUCUAAGGAUCACAUAUUUGAGCUUCCAGAUGGGCGGAAGCUAGGAUACGCGGAAUAUGGUAGUGCAGCCGGUAAACCUCUUCUCUACUUUCACGGAUAUCCAUCCUGUCGCCUCGAGGCAUCGGUUGCCGACGAAAUGGCGAAACGGCAUAACAUCCGGCUCAUCUCAAUCGACCGUCCCGGGUUUGGAUUAUCAACACCGCAACUCAACCGACGACUUAUGGACUGGCCUGAGGAUGUUCUUAAUAUCGCAGAGGGCCUAAAUAUUCCACGAUUCGCAGUUAUGGGCUGUUCUGGAGGAGGGCCUUUUGCACUGGCCUGUGCCCAUGCGCUACCAAAAAGCAUGCUCACCGGAGUUGGUCUGUUUGCCAGCGGCCCCCCAUGGGCAGCAGGCGCGCAUCACAUGUCACUCUAUCGGAGGGUAUUUGUUUCACUAGCAAAAGUUGUACCAAGUGUGGUGUCAUCUGGGCUGGGCCUCUUCAUCCGCCUACUGGUAUGGGUAGUCAACACUCGCCCCGUGGUCAGUAGGACGAACCGAUGGUUGGAGGAAGCCAGCAAGAAAUCCCAAAAUGAAUUGUCCGGUUCGACUGACGGGGCGAAUGAUCUGCGUCCCGAGACGAGAACCCCUGAGGAACGGAGGCAGAAUCUAUUACAGAUGCUUGUCUAUGAGCCUUUUGUUCAAGGACCUGAGGCUGCUGUUCACGAGGCACUGAUAUUAAGCUCAAAGGAUUGGGGUUUCAAGUUUGAGAAUGUACAGUAUGAUGCGGUGAAAAUCUGGCAUGGGGCUAAAGACAAGAACGCCCCGGCAGUCGCCAUACGGUACUUAACAGAACGUCUACCUCAUUGCAAGUACACGGAAUUUGAAGAAGACACGCAUUAUACGAUGUGGAAACACUUCGAAGGGGCGCUGACUGAUUUGAUGUCAGAGGAAUCGGAGCAGAAAUCUGAUGAUCUGGGAACAAGAGUACACUAUCGCUCUAAAUAG
Clonostachys byssicola is the source of this 1050-nucleotide messenger RNA. Lineage: Eukaryota; Fungi; Ascomycota; Sordariomycetes; Hypocreales; Bionectriaceae. The record is from the annotation of a GenBank genome assembly.